AUGGCAUUGACUGUUAGGAUGCUGGGUGAGGAGUGGUUCCUGGGGCAAUGUCUUGUGGAAAUGAGGCCUUCAAAGCCCUUGAUUUCAUUGUUGAGAGAUCAGAGCAUGAUAAAGCGUAGACAUGAUAUCUGCGAUCCCCAUCCUGCCUCUAUACUUCCUAUAACUUCGCGACCCCGUAUCACUGAUGUUGGACCCCUUCAAAAACGUUAUGUAGAAGACGGGAGAGAUGGACUUAUUGCCUUCCACCAAAACGACAGAUACAACGCAACAAAAGCGGACCACAACGCUAGGCCAGAGGAAACCUCAGAAAUCUAUACCGCGGUAACCACCAAUGCCACAGCAAAGUAUUUCUCGCACAGGGAGGAGUUCAGCUUCGAUCAGCGCGGGUUUUCCACUAUCCUCAGGAAUGAAGCUGGCCCGCUAUUCGAGGGACAGAAUGCUCGUCGGCUCCGAACCAAUACGGUUGUCAAAUGAAAUCGCGCAAGAUAGAUUCUCCGUUACGGUGCAUAGCACAGACGGGGAAUGUGUGCGAGCUAAAUACGCUAUCACGACAUUCUCUCUGGGUGUAUUGCAGCACCCUGGGGCUGUCAGAUUCACACCCGAGCUGCCUAAGUGGAAGCAAGAUGCCAUUGCGAGUUUCGAAAUGGUUACAUAUACCAAAAUCUUCCUGCAAUUCCCGUAUUCGUUCUGGCCCCAGACGCAGUAUCUGUACUACGCAGAUCCGGUGGAGAGGGGAUAUUAUCCUCUUUUCCAACCUUUGGACUUACCUGGGGUGUUGGAAGGAUCGAAUAUCCUCAUCGCUACGGUCGUCAAUGGAGAAGCGUAUCGGGUUGAGCAGCAGAGUGAGGCCGAGACCCGGUCUGAGAUUAUGGAAGUAUUGCGCAAGAUGUUCAAGGACAAGGAUGUUCCAGAUCCGAUGGACAUAUACUAUGCGAGGUGGACGCAGGAGCCUUGGUCGUACGGCUCCUACUCAAACUGGCCACCGGGAGUAUCUGCCCGGACACAUCAGCAUCUCCGGGAGAAUGUUGGGCGGGUUUUGUUUGCUGGAGAGGCUACAAGCCCACAGUUCUCGGGGUUUCUGCAUGGCGCUUACUAUGAAGGAAAGCGUGCGGCGGAGUCCAUUGCUUCGUGUCUACGAGGCCCAAGAUGGGGUGACUGUGACUUUAGUAAAUGA
This is a messenger RNA of Aspergillus niger, 1174 nucleotides long. RefSeq lists its product as uncharacterized. The transcript has 5 exons. Gene Ontology annotation, molecular function: oxidoreductase activity. The record is from RefSeq and is a predicted model, not a curated record. The annotation marks the transcript as partial. Lineage: Eukaryota; Fungi; Ascomycota; Eurotiomycetes; Eurotiales; Aspergillaceae.